Exophiala aquamarina CBS 119918 is the source of this 528-nucleotide messenger RNA. RefSeq lists its product as uncharacterized. The transcript has 2 exons. Lineage: Eukaryota; Fungi; Ascomycota; Eurotiomycetes; Chaetothyriales; Herpotrichiellaceae. The annotation marks the transcript as partial. The record is from RefSeq and is a predicted model, not a curated record.
CCCAAAUCUCACAACUCCGUUUCGUUGCCUCAGCUGAGCACCACAGUCACCUUCUCUGUUCGCCCCGGGACCAAAGCUCAAUCACUGCAUCGGGGUGAUCACAUAUACCACACCUUUCAUCCGGGAGUAACAGCACACCACCCUGGAAGAGACGCAAUGGUGUGUUUCUUCGUUGCAGGAAUCAAGACGAGAACAGAAAAUGGAGCAACAAGAAUCAUCCCUGGAAUCCAUCUUUGGGAGUAUUCUCUCCCACCUCCCUCAAACGAUGAUCCAUCGAUCGAAUGCGCAGAUUUGGAACCUGGUGAUGCGUUCAUGAUGCUUGGUGGUUGUUUCCACGGUGCUGGAGCAAAUACCACCCGGGCGUUCUCUACGCGAGGUUCUUUGAGGCAAGAAGAAAAUCAAUACCUCGCAAAUGACAUUGAAAAGAUCAAAGAGUUUUCCAUAUGGUUACAAAGAUAUACCGGAUUCGGAGUGAGCAAGCCUUUCAUUGGAUGGGUUGAACUGGAAGACCCUCUUCGGAGGAUGAAU